AGCUAUCGCCACCGGCCAAGGCCGUCUACUUCAGUUUCAGUAAGCCCUUAUCUCUCUCUCUUCCGCCUACUCUUUUCUUUUCUACUUUUUCUACCACUCUCCAAUGGCCAACAUCGAUGAUGCCAUUGCUCGCGGCAGCCUCCACAUACUAAUGUUUCCUUUCGUCGCUUUCGGUCACAUUAGCCCCUUCCUCCAACUUUCCCGCAAGCUCUCUGCCGCCGGUGGCAUCCACAUCACCUUCCUAUCCACUCCGGCGAACAUCCCUCGCAUCUCCUCCCUGCUCCCGUCCUCACCCUCCAUACGCCUCCACUCCCUACCCCUCCCCGCCAUCCCCGGUCUCCCCGCCGGAGCCGAGAGCACCGCCGACCUCCCCCAGCACACAGCCGAACUCCUCAAGCUCGCCGUCGACAGCAUGCAGCCACAAGUCGCCGCCCUCCUCGUUGACCUCCGUCCAGAUCUCGUAUUCUUUGACUUCGCCCAGCCGUGGCUCCCCUCCAUCGCCCACCCACUCGGUGUGAAGACGCUCUUCUUUUCUGUUUUCUCCGCCGCCGCCACCGCCUACCUCACCGUCCCUUCCCGCCGCAGCAAGCACUCCAUCGCGAACAUUGCGGGCGAACUCAUCCGCCCUCCGGCCGCCUUCCCUGACUCCACCGCGCUCUCCGCCGGCGUCCCCGCCUACCAAGCCGCCGACUUCUCUUACAUCUUCAGAAGCUCCGGCGACGCCGGCGAGCUCUCCGUCUUGGACCGCGUCCUCACUGGUCUCACCGGCUGCUCCGCCGUCGUCGCCAAGACCUGCAUGGAAAUGGAAUCUCCCUACAUCCACUACAUCGAAUCCCAGCUCGGCAAACCGGUCCUCCUCGCCGGCCCGGUCGUCCCCGAAUCACCGGCCGGCUCGCUCGGCCUCGAGUGGACGACCUUCCUCGACCAAUUCGCUGAUGGCUCGGUCGUCUUCUGCUCCUUCGGCAGCGAGACAGCGCUUAGCGAAGAGGGGGUCGAGGAGCUUUUGCUCGGGCUGGAGAUGGCAGGAAAGCCAUUCUUGGCCGUGCUAAAGGGCGGCACCGCCGCCUUCGGAAAGGCCUCCGCCGACGGCAGCGGCGCGAGGUUGGUGAGGGAGGGAUGGGCCCCGCAGCAGCUGAUACUUGGUCACAGAAGCGUGGGGUGCUUUGUAUGCCACGCGGGAAUGAGCUCGUUGGUGGAGGCGGUGGUGUCGGGAUGCAAGCUGGUGUUGUUACCGCAGAGAGGUGAUCAGUACCUCAACGCCAGACUGUUCGCGGGGGAUUUGGGAAUUGGGGUGGAGGUGGAGAGAGAGGAAAGCGGUGGGUUUAAGAGGGAGGCGGUGAGGGAUGCGGUGGUGAGGGUGAUGGAGGAGGAGAAGGGGAGGGAGAGUUUUGACAAGUGGAGAGAAUUUUUCAUGGAUGGUGAGGUGCAAAAGAAGUUCUUAGAGGAGUUUGUGGAGAAGUUGAAGGAAUUGGCUUAUGGUAAAUCAUCCAAGUGAUAUUAUUUUGAAUUAAACCGUAUGCCAUUUAUGGAUCUUAUUUAGGAGUUUUUAUUUUGUUCGGUUGACCGGAUGCAAGAAGCAUCCGGUCGUAGGAAAAAAAAAAGGCGGUACCGAGGUGUACCGAGUUUUUCAAAAAACUCGGUACACCACGGUACCGAGUUUUUUUUGCCUACGACCGGAUGCUUCUCUGCAUCCGGUCGGAGGACGUAAUAAUUGUUCCUUAUUUAGGGGGUGUAAUCAAAUAAAUGCAACGAGGUGCAAGAGAGGUUCUUAGGAGGGGGUUUGUAGGGGAAGUUGUAAGAGUUGGCUUAUAAAUAAAUUGAUCAAUGUGAGAUUGUUCUGAGGAAAAUUCUAAGUUAUGUGAAGGUCUUGUUUUGAGUUUUUAAUGUAACGAAUGUUUUCGUUUAUAUUUUAUUAUUUUUGUUUA
Dendrobium catenatum is the source of this 1925-nucleotide messenger RNA. Its product is annotated as anthocyanidin 3-O-glucosyltransferase. The record is from RefSeq and is a predicted model, not a curated record. Gene Ontology annotation, molecular function: UDP-glycosyltransferase activity. The coding region runs from base 104 to 1495 and encodes 463 amino acids. Lineage: Eukaryota; Viridiplantae; Streptophyta; Magnoliopsida; Asparagales; Orchidaceae. The transcript has 2 exons.